GCCAUCUGGCCACACUGAUUUUGAUAACAUUGUUCGGCGUAUUGUUUGGAUUAGUUUCGUAUUAGUUUAUAUAGAGCCCGACGUAGCAUGCAAUGUGGCGAUUUCAGUCGCUGAUAAGCACUGGGACCCCGCAUCACUCAACCUCCGGCAGCUGCGACACCGACUCCCUCCCUCUGCGAUGACUGCCACCAAGAAGCGCCUGAAGAUCGUGGCCGCCGCCGUUUUGGCUCUGCUCCUUCUGGUCUAUUUGUACAGGGCUGUUAGCGUUUCGGCUGGCGGAAUGCCUUCCUUUUCGGCUGGCGAGGAAGUGCAGGCCCGCUGGCCGCCCACCGAGAGUCCACUGCAUCGUAGCCUGCAGAUGGCCUACGAAGAGCAGAGCUCCCUGAUCCGUGAGCAAAAGGAGGAGCUGCAGCGCACCCGGGAACACUUGGCCCAGUUGGAGGAACAAAUCCGUAGUCUACAGACCAGCACGCCGCGCAAAUACCAGAAGGUCAAGUACCUUAACUACAAGAACAGAAAGCGAAUCCUCAUCACCGGCGGAGCUGGUUUCGUGGGCUCUCACCUAGUCGAUGAUCUGAUGGUUCAGGGUCACGAGGUCAUUGUGGUGGAUAACUUCUUUACGGGACGUAAGCGGAAUGUGGAGCACUGGCUGGGACAUGAGAACUUUGAGCUGAUCCAUCACGACAUUGUGAAUCCGUUGUUCAUCGAGAUCGAUGAGAUUUACCAUUUGGCAUCGCCAGCCUCGCCGCCCCACUACAUGUACAAUCCGGUCAAGACCAUCAAGACCAACACCAUGGGCACCAUCAAUGUGCUGGGCCUGGCCAAGCGGGUGAUGGCCAAGGUAUUGAUUGCCAGCACCUCAGAGGUGUAUGGAGAUCCCACAGUGCAUCCACAGCCGGAGACCUAUUGGGGUCACGUGAAUCCCAUCGGUCCGAGGGCCUGCUAUGACGAGGGCAAGCGCGUCUCCGAAACUCUGAGCUAUGCCUAUGCCAAGCAGGAAAAGGUUCAAGUGCGUGUGGCGCGCAUCUUCAACACGUAUGGACCCAGGAUGCAUAUGAACGAUGGCCGUGUGGUGUCCAACUUUAUACUCCAGGCCCUGAGAAACGAGACCAUCACGGUUUAUGGGAAUGGCAAGCAAACCCGCUCCUUCCAGUACGUCUCGGAUUUGGUGGACGGACUUAUAGCCUUGAUGAGUUCCAACUACACGCAGCCGGUGAAUUUGGGGAAUCCCGUGGAGCAAACCAUUGGCGAGUUUGCGCAGAUAAUCAAAAAACAGGUCGGCGGACCAAGUGUAAUAAGGCAAACGAAGGCCAUGGAGGAUGAUCCGCAGCGUAGGAAGCCGGACAUAACGCGUGCCCGCCAGUAUUUGCAGUGGGAACCCAAGGUACCGCUGGAGACGGGCCUCCAAAGGACCAUAGCCUAUUUCCGCAACGAGCUGGCGCGCAGCGAUCGCUUCCAAGAGAGCUCCAACAAGUACUUUGAUACGCCUUAAGUGGGUUUAUAUAGCUUUGAUGCAAUGUCUCUAGUCUGCAAAAUGUAAAUAUGACCAACGAUAGCACUAAUUGUAAGCCUAGUAAGGACCACGUGAAAUCUGAAAUCUUUAAAAGUUUUAGGUUUAAGUUUAGGGUUCAAUGUUAACGCACUGCAAACUGUAUAUUACUUUAUUUUAGUUUUUUUACGCAAGCUAAAUUGUAAUUUAAAUAGUCACAGAAACUUUAUUUCACAAACCAAGACCACAAAUUAAGAAAUACUUGCCCACAAACAAAGAAAAACAAAUUAUUAGUACAGAAAUUUAUUUUUUUAUACAACUGCAGUGCUAUUGCUUUGACCAGGAGGUAAAUAACACUGGGAGUGGGACUGGAAUUAAGUUAAUGUGUAACUAACAAUCCUUUCUAUAGAAAAGUUACUACUACUAAGACCUUAAGGGUAGUUAUCCAGUUACCCCCCAGAUUCUAGGUAUAAGUAGGGUUCGGUUUUUCAGUUUCUGUGUAGCUUUGUAGACCCAUUAAAAAAACCAGAGGUUCUUCUCUGCCAACUAAUCUUA
Drosophila kikkawai is the source of this 2044-nucleotide messenger RNA. It is a transcript of the gene Uxs, whose product is annotated as UDP-xylose synthase. Gene Ontology annotation, cellular component: cytoplasm. The record is from RefSeq and is a predicted model, not a curated record. Gene Ontology annotation, biological process: D-xylose metabolic process. Lineage: Eukaryota; Metazoa; Arthropoda; Insecta; Diptera; Drosophilidae. Gene Ontology annotation, molecular function: UDP-glucuronate decarboxylase activity; NAD+ binding.